AUGGCUCCUACUCUCAACAAGCAAACAGUUACUCUAAACGAUGGAAGUAAGCUUCCAGUUGUCGGCUAUGGCACCUAUGCUGUCACUGACGAGACCAAUGGUUACGAUGCUUUGUUGGAGGCCUUGAAGAAAGGAUACAGACACAUUGACACGGCCUUUAUUUACAACAACGAAGAAGUCGUUGGAAAGGCUGUCAAAGACAGUGGAAUUCCUAGAGAUGAAAUCUUUAUUGUUACCAAGAUUUGGAACAAUGACCACCAGGACCCCGCUCAUGCCCUUGAGAGAAGUCUUAGAUUAAUGGAACUGGACUAUGUUGACUUGCUAUUGAUCCACUGGCCUGUUCCUCAAAAGGCAGAAGGUGGUGAGACUGUUGUAGACAAAGAAUGGAGUCACGUUAAAACUUGGCAAUUGUUACAAGAACUCCCUCGGGAAAAGGUGAGAUCAAUUGGUGUUUCUAACUAUGACACUGUACUUCUUGAAGAGCUACUCAACGCUCCCAGCACCAAGGUUCUUCCCUCAGUUAACCAGGUUGAAUUACAUCCUUAUCUUCCGCAAGAUAAACUUCGCGACUAUUGCCAAAAAAAGAAAAUUGUUCUUGAAGCCUAUUGCCCAUUGGGUUCAGGAGCUAAGUUACUAGAAAAUCCUCUUCUCAAAGAAUUGGCUGAAAAGUAUGAAGCCACUCCCGCUCAAAUUGCGUUGUCCUGGGGUAUUUCUCGCGGAUACGUAGUAUUGACCAAAAGCUCUACUCCUUCAAGAAUAGAGUCCAAUAUUCAGACCGUCGAGCUCUCUCCUGAGGACAUCACUAAGAUUACUAAUCUUUCUAAAACCCAUCCUCAUCGUAUCGUAGUUCCUACUUGGGCCAAGGGUGUCACUUUUCACGAUGAUGACUUUUAA
This is a messenger RNA of Sugiyamaella lignohabitans, 894 nucleotides long. It is a transcript of the gene YPR1, whose product is annotated as trifunctional aldehyde reductase/carbonyl reductase (NADPH)/glucose 1-dehydrogenase (NADP(+)) YPR1. Gene Ontology annotation, molecular function: oxidoreductase activity. The coding region runs from base 1 to 894 and encodes 297 amino acids. The transcript has a single exon. Lineage: Eukaryota; Fungi; Ascomycota; Dipodascomycetes; Dipodascales; Trichomonascaceae. The record is from RefSeq and is a predicted model, not a curated record.